GAUUGAUACGCGUUUUUAACUGAUUUCCCUCACUUGGAUGGUGUUUUAUCUGUACGCAUUCAAUAUUUCAUCAACAAACUGAUUCUUAAAUAAAGUAGUAAACGUCAAAAAAAUAAAACACACGCAACUCGCAGAAACUGUGUUGAACAAAUUUUUCAUAUGUUUUGGUCAUCAUUAAAUCACAAAACGUUUUUUAUUUUUCUUACGACUCUUCAUGUCGACGGUGUUGGAGUCGAAAACGUGUCUGUGUGUGACUUGAAAGAUUUAUAAACUUGUUAGCGAUAAAUUUAAACAGAAUUUUUUUGUUGGUUGGCCGUGUGAAUAAGUGAACCGAAUAUUAAUUGGAUUAUAUGGUGCACGACGUGUUUUGUGGGCUCUUUUUUGUGCUUGCUACAUGAAUCCGAGGUUUGCGUAAGAUUACGGCAAAUUUCUAAACAUGAAUAUCGUCCGAUAAAAAUAAGCACGAACAAAAAAUCGAAGUGAAAAAAAAUUAUAGACAUUUUUUCCAACCAAUUGUAUAUGAUUUGCCAUGUGUCAGUGAAUUUACUAUUACAUCGUUCAUGCAGUGUUCAUAAACUCAAAGGAAUAAGGAAUCGAAUCAAAGCCCGAUUCUCCCGAUUUUUUGUAUGUUGUUGUUAUUGCUUUCCAAAAUGUUGAUUUCAUUUAAAUGGAAUUGUAAAAUAUCGAGACGCACACAAUAUGAUUAAAUGCAAAAUGAUGGUUAAUGGUGUUUGCAUAAAACUGACAUGAAUUACAAAAUCAAUAAUGCUAUUGAACAGUACGAGAUUCAUUUGCUGAGACACAUACAGAGAUAGAAAGACGUAAAAUAUAAAAUUCACCACGAUGCCUUCCAAUACUGGUGGUUAUGUGGAAAAAAUCCCAAAACAACGCGGUCGCUGCACAAGUUGCUUAUGUAUGUCAUGGAAAGUAUUCACGUGUAUUUUUUCACAUUUUUUACUCAUCACAUCGGUGGUCUCAUAUUGUUGUAUGGGAUCGUAUUUAUUCCAAUGGCUCGAAGCCGAUUAUGAGAAAGAUAUGAAAAGUCAAGUCAAAUUUAUUCGUGGCAAUUUUUCGCUUCAAUUGUGGGAUUAUACACAAGGAGAAUUAUAUUUGCUAGAAGUCAAUUGGACGAAGCAUGCAUCGGAGAUAUUACUUGAUUUCGAAAAUAGUAUUCUUGAGAAAAUGAAACGAGAGGGAUGGGAUGGAGUUGAAAAUCCAGAACGAUUGCAAUGGACACGCAUGGGUGCAUUAUUCUAUUCUAUAAUUGUCAUUACAACGAUUGGCUACGGGCACAUUUCGCCAAAAACGGACGCCGGAAAAAUAUCAACAAUUUUUUAUGCGAUCGUCGGCAUUCCGUUGAUGUUACUCUGUUUAUCUAAUAUAGGCGAUAUUAUGGCUAGCAGUUUCAGGUUUAUUUACUGGCGUAUUUGUUGUUUUGUGUGCACUCGUGAGCCAAAACGACGUCCACGGCGGUCAGAAUUUCAGCGAUCGAUUUCUCAUAAUGCGUCUGCACGUUUCUCGAAUCGAGCCAGUAUGCGUCGAUCAGUUCGUGUGUCGCAGCGCACACAGGAUUCUGGCAUUGAUUCAUAUUAUGAUCCAAGAAUGUCGCACGCAUAUUCAGAUACGGAUUUGAGAUAUGGUGGUGAUGAUUUGGUAACAAAAAGACCGUCACACAAUCGAAGUCAACGAUUUAGUCGUUACAAGGAAAGAGAUCGCCUACGCCGUGAACGCCACACAGUUGAACGCGAGCGAAUGGUUGAUCGACCAUCAAGAAGUAGUAGACAUAACACCCAAUCAUUGGAUAGACGCUCUCAAGCGCGUGGCCAGAGUCAAAGAUCGGCCCGAGCACAUUCGAUGUCAAGAUAUGAAAAUAACCAUCAUCAAUCGAAAUUUGUGCCCGAUGUAAAUGUUCGCGAAUACACAAUGACACUGCCAGCUUCGCGAGGUCGACAUCGAUCACGGAUUAAUGAAAAACGAGCACAAUCCGUCGAACCACGAGCAUUAGGUGAUGUGCCAAUUUUGUGCAAUAAAUAUGCGAUCGACGAUUUCAUUCGAAGAGAAAGUCUGACAGAAGAGCGAGAACAACGACAGCAUAGAGAUAAUUAUCGUUCACGGUCAAUGCCUCGAUCGCAGAUAAAUCGAAAAAAUCUAUAUUCACCGUCACGUGAAGCAUCGCCGGAGCCAAUACCAAAACGUUUGCAAGCAAGUGAGCGAAAACGAUAUCUGGCACCACCUUUACCUCCAGAUGUGCUCGAUGAAGAAGAGUGCAUUGAAUUAGAGGUGCCCACAAGACGGCACAAGAAACGUGAAAAACGCGAACGAAAAGAGCUACCACCAAGUCCACGUAUAAUGAGUCCAAUGGGUUUUGCAAUUCACAGACAAGCCCGAUUAAUGGAAACAUUCGAUGAGGAAGCCGGUUACGAAGAUGAUUACGUUGAUCAUGUUGCAGGCGAUACACCGGUUCGACCUGUACCGAUUUGGCUUUGCGUUUUUCUUGUCAUCGGUUACAUAAUAGCCGGUGCAUUCUAUUUUACGCAAACGGAGGAGUGGACUUUUCUAGAUUCCGCCUACUUUUGUUUCAUCACACUGACGACCAUCGGAUUUGGAGAUUUCGUUCCAGCACGCAGUAUUCAAGACUUAAAUCAGACGAAAUUGACGGAAUUGACGGAAUUGACGGUAUCCACGCACAACAAUAGUCUUUUCCUAACAGAACAAGAAAUUAAAAUUGCCGGAUGUUCGUUGUAUUUAUUAUUUGGUAUAAGUUUGCUCGCAAUGAGCUUCAACCUCGUUCAGGAAGAAGUAAUUGCAAACGUUAAAAGUUUUGGACGAGCACUGGGUAUACUCAAAGAAGAAGAUUCUGAUUAUUGAAAUUGAAUCGAAAUUGCAUUUAAAUAGUUAGAAUCUAACCAGAUUUUUUUAAGUUGAAAUUAAUUCGGAAGAUUGAAAGGUGUUGUUGAAAGACGAAUCGAAAAAUUGUAUGACACAAUCUGGAAAGAUUUAUGUCAAUUUAUGACAACCUUUGCUUGAAUUAGGCUAACUAAUUUAUUUUUAAGAAGAAGAAAAAACAUAGAAAUGAAUGAUGGUUGGCUAAUUUGAAGCGGUUUGGCGCCUUUUCGAUUCAUUUUAUCACGAAAAGCAACACAUAUAAAUAUUGAUGAUAUUAUUUAAUGUGAAUCUUAACAGUUAACACACAAACAGAUCUAAAUUUAGCAACUGAACACGUUGCACAGCAUCAUAAAGUGAAAUUUGGCAGCUAACAAAACAUCACAGUUAAUUUAUUAUGUAUUUUUCAAAAUAUAGACAACAUUUCCAUUUGGCUUGGAGAAUAGUAAAGGUGCUCUUUCGUGCGCAUAUCUCAUGUAUAACUAAAACAACUCUCGCUCUGAUAGUAAUUAAUUUAUUUAUUUAUAGAGUUGUGGUUUGAAAGGCCAUCUAAUAAAUUCAACGAAAUAAAAAUUCAAACAUUUCAUUGUGAAUCAUUCGCUAAAUACUUUGAAUUCUUUUUAUCUGUGAAUGUAGUAGGAGAAAAUAAAUAAGAGAAUUUGUAACAAUUUUAACAUUGUAUUUUUGUGUUAGUCUGUUAGAAAUGAAAAUAUGUAUCAACUGAAGUUGUAUUUAGGAUGAGUCUAGGGGGUAGACACAUGGAAUAUUACUUGAGAUAUUCACCGAAAUUGAAGGUAUUCUUGGUAUUCUUGGUAUUCUCAGUU
Molecule: messenger RNA, 3707 nt
Organism: Contarinia nasturtii (swede midge)
Lineage: Eukaryota; Metazoa; Arthropoda; Insecta; Diptera; Cecidomyiidae
Gene: galene
Exons: 10
Coding region: 844-2868 (674 amino acids)
Biological process (GO): potassium ion transmembrane transport; stabilization of membrane potential
Cellular component (GO): membrane
Molecular function (GO): potassium ion leak channel activity
Source: RefSeq, a predicted model, not a curated record